Cotesia glomerata is the source of this 2018-nucleotide messenger RNA. RefSeq names its product importin subunit alpha-7 (gene Kap-alpha1). Lineage: Eukaryota; Metazoa; Arthropoda; Insecta; Hymenoptera; Braconidae. Gene Ontology annotation, molecular function: nuclear import signal receptor activity; protein binding. The transcript has 5 exons. The record is from RefSeq and is a predicted model, not a curated record. Gene Ontology annotation, cellular component: nucleoplasm; cytoplasm; nucleus. Bases 174 to 1772 code for a protein of 532 amino acids. Gene Ontology annotation, biological process: NLS-bearing protein import into nucleus.
UUAGUUGAUUACUGCCUCAGUGUUUCACUAACAUUCACUAUUACCAAUAAGCGUGAUACGUGAUAUAUAGAUAUACUUAAGUCGUAUAAAAAGUGUGGCGGUGAUCCCCUGUAGGCUGAUACAUUCUUAUGAUAUCGUACAUAUAAGAGAUCUCACCGAAAUUAAAAGCAAAUAUGUCGACUGGACCUCAACACAAGUAUCGUUACAAAAAUGUGGGCUUGGACUCGCAGGAAUUACGUCGUCGUCGCGAGGAGGAAGGAGUACAGCUUCGUAAACAAAAGCGGGAACAACAGUUAUCUAAAAGACGCAACGUUCCAGCAAUUGUCCCCGAUGAAGAAAGUAUUACGGCAACUGAAGAUUAUCCUGUUCUAGCACCUCUACCGCCACCACAGCCGGUGAUAACUAAAGAAAUGGUAGAAGCUCUGUACAGUAAUAAUAUAGAAGAUCAGGUAGCAGCAACGCAAAAAUUCCGUAAAUUAUUGUCCCGAGAGCCAAACCCUCCAAUAGAUGAGGUCAUACAGACGGGUAUUGUUCCACGGUUUGUUGAGUUUUUGAAAAACGAUUCAAACUGCACACUGCAAUUCGAGGCAGCAUGGGCAUUGACGAAUAUUGCCAGUGGUACUUCACCCCAGACACAUAUGGUUAUCGAAGCUGGAGCAGUACCUACGUUUAUUGGGUUACUCAGUUCAGCUUACGAGGACGUACAGGAGCAGGCUGUUUGGGCUCUCGGCAAUAUCGCUGGCGACAGUCCAGAAUGUAGGGAUCAUAUACUCAACAGUGGAAUUCUGCCACCCCUACUUCAGUUACUUUCCAAGACCACUAAGCUCACCAUGACACGUAACGCCGUUUGGGCAUUGUCUAAUCUCUGUCGUGGCAAGAAUCCGGCUCCGGUUUUUCAAAAAGUAGCUCCAUCCCUGCCCGUAUUGGCUCACCUUCUAAAUCACACGGACUUUGAUGUACUUGCUGACACUUGCUGGGCACUGUCAUACCUCAGUGACGGCCCGAAUGAAAAAAUACAAGCUGUCAUUGACGCUGGAGUCUGUCGUCGACUUGUAGAGCUUCUUAUGCACGAGCAACAUAACGUCGUCAGUGCAGCACUUCGAGCUGUUGGGAAUAUUGUCACCGGCGAUGACAUUCAAACCCAAGUCGUUCUUAAUUGCUCAGUGUUACCAUGCUUGUUGCAUCUGUUGAAUUCCUCUCGCGAAAGUGUCAGGAAAGAGGCUUGCUGGACUGUGUCUAAUAUUACUGCAGGAAAUCAUCAACAAAUUCAAGCUGUGAUUGAUGCCAAUAUUUUCCCCGUAUUGAUUGACAUACUUGGAAAAGCUGAAUUUAAAACUCGCAAAGAAGCUGCUUGGGCAAUAACUAAUGGAACGAGUGGUGGUACACCAGAGCAAAUUCGUUACUUAGUUUUACAGGGCUGUAUUCCACCGCUUUGCGAUUUGUUAACUGUAAUGGAUCCUAAGAUAGUACAAGUCGCGUUGAAUGGGUUGGAAAAUAUACUCCGACUUGGUGAACAAGAUUCCAGUCUUCACAAUGGUGUAAAUCCUUACACAGUGAUAAUUGAAGAGUGCUAUGGCCUAGAUAAAAUAGAAUUUUUGCAAUCACAUCAAAAUAUGGAAAUUUAUCAAAAGGCGUUUGAUAUAAUUGAACGUUACUUUGGUUCUGAAGAAGAAGAUUCACGAUGUGCACCAUCAGUCGAUGCGCAAGGCCAACAAUUUCAAUUUAAUGCCGCUGAUUCAUCACAAUUGCCAGUUCAAAACUUCCAAUUUUAAUUUCGCAUGUGCAUGAUGAUUUAAAAAAAAAAAAAAAAAAAAAACAUUUUAAUAACAAUAACAAAAACACCACGUGUUUACAAGUUACAGAGUUCAUCCUUUCCAAUUUUAUUCGAAGAGUAUAAUAUCGUAUCAUUGAGACGAACGCUAACUUGGAUUUGAAAACGUGAUAAUUAUAUGGUUUGCGGAGAUCAUUGUUUUCGACGUUAACUCUCACAGAUAAAUUUGUAUUUCGUCGAAGAAAAU